GAGACUUCCUCGAAGAAAAGAGCCGGCGAGAGAGAAAGAGAGAGAGAGAGAGAGAGAGAGAGAGAGAUGACGAACGAGUACCUGAGGAUGAAGACGGGCUACGCUCCCGUCGGCGGGGACGACCUGAUCCAAUCGGAUCUGAAGGAGCUUGGGGUCGCCGCCAGGAAACUCGCCAACCACGCCCUCAUGGUCGGCGGCGGGCUAGGCGUCGGCACCACCUUUUUCAAGUUCCUCGCUUCCUUCGCCGCCAUAUAUCUGUUGAUCCUUGAUCGAACUAACUGGAGGACAAACAUGUUGACUUCACUUUUAAUUCCAUAUAUCUUCUUGAGCCUGCCAUCUGUACUAUUUUCUUUACUGAGAGGGGAAUUUGGAAAAUGGAUUGCAUUUAUUGCUGUUGUCCUGCGCCUUUUCUUCCCUCGGCAUUUCCCAGACUGGUUGGAAAUGCCUGGAGCAUUGAUCCUCCUCCUGGUGGUUUCUCCUGGAUUUUUCGCUUACACGAUAAGAGACGGCGUCGUCGGCGUCUUCAUAUGUCUGGCCAUUGGCUGUUACCUCCUUCAGGAGCACAUCCGGGCGUCGGGUGGCUUUAGAAACUCAUUCACAAAGAGCCAUGGUGUCUCAAACAGCAUUGGCAUCAUUCUCCUUUUGGUUUACCCUAUCUGGCGCUUGGUCCUGCAUUUUCUGUAGGGCACCCGUCGCCAUUAGGGCUCCAAAAAAGUUGUUGUCUGGCUAUGAGAGUGUAUUCGUUUGUCUACCAGAUGUGAAUUCUGUUUGUGAAGUGCUGUUCUCAUUUGAAAGGUGAAGGCUUUGCUGUGUAAAUUUGUGAGCAACUAUUACUGUGAAAACCUCUAACUUAGAUAUAUUGGUGAAAACUUAUCUAAAAUUAUGAUGA
Molecule: messenger RNA, 889 nt
Organism: Musa acuminata AAA Group (dessert banana)
Lineage: Eukaryota; Viridiplantae; Streptophyta; Magnoliopsida; Zingiberales; Musaceae
Product: cold-regulated 413 plasma membrane protein 2
Exons: 4
Coding region: 67-684 (205 amino acids)
Cellular component (GO): membrane
Source: RefSeq, a predicted model, not a curated record